CUACCAUUAGUCUGGUGCUUACCUUUGAUCUGCCUAGUAGUGGUAACCACCAUGAGCUUAUACCCUCACUAGCAUAGCUCAGGGUGAUCAGGACAUGCAAGCUGCUCCACUGCCUACUGUAUUAAGGUUGCAGCCCAGAAGGAAUGACUCACUACGUCCUCAUAUUAUGAUGCAUCCUGUUCUAUAAAUCACUAUAGAUAAUAUUUAUCAUAUUCUUUGUUGACAGAACAAGAAAUAUGAUAAAUAUCACUUGUUCUUUCUUCUUUCUCCAAAAUUUAUAGCAGAAUCACCAGUGUACAUAAACUAGAAAGCUUUAUAUUUUCUUUUACAGAAACACAGUACACAAAUAAGGAUUCAUAUGUUGAGAUUUCUCCAUUUUACUGAUGAUAGAAAUGAACCUGAUCAGGAAAAUAAAAAUUUUUGACAGUGAAGAAUAAAUAAACGAAAAUUAAACAUUAUGCCCCAUUUGAAUCUCUGAAGAAAUAGAGACUCACUGGGAAACACCAAACAGUAUUUCUGAGAAUGCAGGCAUUCUGAUGAAAAAAGUUAUGGAAUACUGUAUUCUAUUGACAUGGGGACCAACCCCUAGUUGCCCUAUAAGCUCUCAGGCUUCUAUUGGGUCCAUUGUGUGCCUCCAUUAUAGUUCCAGCUCUUAAGGAGCCUUGACCUUACAUAGACACAAAACACUCUGGAGUGAGACCUGUCUAAUUUCCAUUGAUCCUAACCAUGCAGAGCCAUGGCUACCCAAGUUUGGCACUGAGACAAUAUACAAAUGGUGUGGCCACCACAUUCGCCUAACAUGAACCCAAUCGAGCAUUUAUGGGACGUAGUGGAGAGGUCCAUUCGCACCCAAAAUCCUGCGCCUACAAAGACCAGGGAGCUGUGGGCGGCUAUACAGACAGCAUUGCUCAACAUCUUUCCAGAGGUCUUCCAUCCACUUGUGGAAUCAAUGCCACGUCGAGUUGCUGCACUUCGCCGGGCUAGAGGGGUCCUAUAGUGAUGGUGAUAACUUGCCCAAAGGAAUGUGUGAGAAUGUGGAUGGAAGUGAAGAUGAUAGCACACAAUGUGAUGAAUAUGACAAGACCAGUAUUUUACCUUUUCAUGUUAACACUGCCUUAAAUGAAAAUCGUUCCAUCAGGACAGCUGCAAAGAAUGAUACAGAGGAAGCAGUGAGUUGCUACUGUAGUGCAUCUCAUACUGACAACAACUAUUCCACUGAUGAGCACACACAUGAACAUGAACAUGAACAUGAACAUGAACAUGACAGUAUAAAAGAAGGUGUGGGUGGAGUGGGCAUUGCUCGUAGUGGCUUGCAGCUAAGCGACAGUGGGGCUGAUCUGUCAGAAUGUGGAGGAGACAUUCAGUAUACAUCAUCAUCACCACCACGCCAUGAGGAUUGGGAACGAUAUUGGUCAGUUAAUGGGGAAAGAAUAAUAUGGCAAAGCUGGAUUGCUAAAUAUGGCGAAUAUAUCAAUCCAGGUUACCUUAACAACUGUGACAAUGCCGCGUUAUCGGAAAGCAACGUUGCUGUGCCAGAAGGUGGCGCACUCAGUCAAAUUGAAGGUCCUCCACUUGACGAUUCUUCAGAAAUCAAAACAAGCAAGUGUGAUUUUUUUGAUAAAGAGCAUACAGCAUUCCAUGGACAUGAGUCUGCCAGCUGUACUUACUCAAGUACAUUCCAGUGUUCGUUCCAGAAUAGUUUCCCAAAAGACAAACAAGAUUUGUCUAAAAAUAUAAUUUCAUCUGAUAGUUUGGAGACAGAUGUAGAGCUUCCUUCCAAGAAUGUGUUGGAUGAUGGUAUCGAUGAACAGUUAGGUCCAGAGACAAACAAGACUGAACUGCAAGGUUCCUUCGAACUCAUGCUUCCAGCUGUCACAAAGACUGAUGCUGAAAGUAGAGAUGAAAAGUUGCUCAUAUCACCAGCUGGUGAAGAUCCAGAUACCAAAAAGGAUAUGCUGAUGUGCAUCAGUGAAAUAAAUCCAGCUGGCAGAUGGAGUCCGUUGUCACCUUCAACUACAGAUAGUUCUUCAGGUGAUGGAAGUGCUGAUGAUAACAAUGUGGCCAGUAGUGUCGCCAACACAGCAUUAAUGUCUGACUCGAUGACAAAUGUGACCAAAAUCACAGUUUCGUCAUUGGAUUUCAGCUACGGAGAUACAGAAGAUUCAGUUCACAGCAGUUCUCUGUCAUCUUCAUCAGCCGGUUCUGGAAGCGUACCAUGUGUGACAGAUGACGCGGACCAGUACUGGCAGGAGCUCUGGAAGCGACACUUCAGCGAGCAGUACUAUGCCCACUACAACGCUUACCUAGCUUGGGAGCAGGAGGGAGGUAAUGAGGAAACUGAAGCCAGCACAACCAAAACUUCACACACCAAUCUACCCUUAUUUCAAGUUGGAGAUGAAUCUUCAAGUGCCAAACAAAAUUUUUUUAAUGAAGUGGAGUCUGAUGUAGUGACUAAGGAAAACUUCGAAGACGCACAAACUCUUUCAUUCGAGGAAGAUAUUUUAGUUGCUGGAAAGAUGGAAUUAAAUGUUGGAAAUGAUAAGAGUUUUAAAGGACUUAAUGACAUGAAAGAAGAAAUUUCUGCAGUAUUUGGAAAUGUAAAUCAACGCACACUCUCAGUUGAUGAUUCUUCAGCUUUCGGAAAGAUGGAACUCAGUCCCGGAACAGACCAUGGUCAUGAUGACUCAGAUCACGAGAAGCAACGGCUUGUCUCCGUUGGCAGCUCAGAUAUGGUGGUGGAAGAUAAAGAAGAUAGUGAACAGGUGUGCACUAUACCAAAUGUUGUACAAGAGUCAUCAAGGAAUAUCGGCACAGAACCACAUCUACCUCCAGUACCAAAGACAGCCUCAGGAAGAAGAAGUAAAUCGAGGCUUUUCAUGGACUCUGUCGGCCAGUUGAUACAGAGUCUCAGCAUGUUGGAUUCUCAGCCGUCCGACCCGAUAGAACCUUGUGAUGAUUGUAGUGGUAGUCAUGGUGACAGCACUGUAGCUGAUACAAAAGGGCAUGAGAAUUCUGAAACAAAUACAAAUUCAUGCAGGCACAUGGGCAGAAGCGCGUUCUCACAGGUCUCUGGUGAAACGGGUUCUGGAGAUGAACCUCCAGAAGAGAGACCAGUAACUCUGAAACGAAGCCAUGAAAGUGACUCAGAGGAAUCUGGACUGGAUCGGGUGAAGAGUGCAUUUACGCUCAUGGGCCUGGCCUUCGCCCCUAACAAGCAGAGCACUUCUUCAGACUCAUCAAGUAGUAACAUGUCCUUGCCACCAAGCAUUCACCGUGGAUCAGUUCUUUACAGGAAGCGUAACAUUCGCGACCAAAAUCGUCAACUGAAGAUGAAUAUCCAUCAGCGUCGAGCACAGAAGCAACGUCAAUUACUGGCUUCAAGUACAGUUACAUCUGCACUUGACAGGGCAAAACAGUUCCUGGAACAGGAAGUGCAGCACACUGCUCAGGAUGCAGCUGUAAAGGCAGCGCUAUGCUACGAUAUUCAUUCCAGCUCCGACGAAGAGCAGCUUCCUGAACCCCCCCGAUCCAUCAGCUCUUUGAACAGGGAAAGACGGAAGUUACCUCUGGCAGCUGCCAUAUGCCCUAGUGUGGAGGGAGACAUGGAUCUAGCUGAGAGUGAAUAUGAGGAUAGUAGUGAGGUUAUGGGAAAUGAACCCAAACUGGACGUCAAGGUAGAAACUUCACCUACUGAAGAAGACAAAGACCAACUGACUGUAAAGGAAUCCAGUACAGAGGACAUAAUUUUGACAGACAGCUUCUCUUUGGAAGAGGAGGAGAAAGUUGUCAAGAAAUCGCAGCAGCAGAAAAAGAAGAAGAAGAAGCAGAAUAAGAGAACAUCAUUAACAUCUCUACCAGAGGAAGUUGCCUCUAACAAAAUACUUAAAAAAUAUUGGAUCCGUCGGUAUCAGCUGUUCUCAAAAUUUGAUGAGGGCAUCAAACUCGAUGAAGAAAGCUGGUUUUCAGUAACGCCAGAGCGCGUAGCAGAACACAUUGCAGAGCGUUGUCGCUGUGACAUUGUUGUGGACGCUUUUUGUGGUGCUGGUGGGAACUCUAUUCAGUUUGCUUUCACAUGUGCUCAUGUAAUAGCAAUAGACAUCGACCCAAAGAAAAUAGCUCUUGCCCGUCACAAUGCCGAUGUGUAUGGAGUCGCUGACCGCAUAGAAUUUGUGGUGGGAGACUUCUUGAGUCUGGCUCCUUCUCUACAGGCCGAUGUCGUGUUCCUUGCCCCACCAUGGGGAGGACCCCAGUAUCUGAAUGUUGAUGCCUACAGUAUUGAAAGUAUUAUGCAACCUGUCGGAGGCGCACAGCUGUUCAAGAUUUCACUGGGCAUCACAGAGAACAUUGCAUAUUAUGUUCCUCGGAAUAUCAACACAGACCAGUUGGUGGUACUUGCUGGACCAGGAGGACAAGUGGAAAUAGAACAGAAUUUCUUAGACAAGAGGUUGGUUGCAGUAACAGCAUAUUAUGGAGAAUUAAUUCAUGAGUAAGUAUAGGAUGAAGAACUGGGUAAAACUCAUUUCAUGUGUUAGAAUUAAUCUGAUGGCAUAUCUUGGAACAAAAUCCUACAUCUUGCAUACAUUUUAUUAUUUAUUGAUAACGAUAUUAGCUUCACGUAUUUCACAGGUUAUGCAAUGCCACACUGUUUGCAUAAAUGUGACUUAAUUGGCGUGUAUUCAUCAUUGUCAUUUACUGCUUUUUUAUGUAUCAUUUAUUUCUUUUAUAGUCAAAUAUAUAUGUAAUUUUAAUAAAAAAUCAUGUAUUAAAA
Molecule: messenger RNA, 4768 nt
Organism: Cryptotermes secundus
Lineage: Eukaryota; Metazoa; Arthropoda; Insecta; Blattodea; Kalotermitidae
Gene: Tgs1
Product: trimethylguanosine synthase
Exons: 11
Coding region: 1023-4490 (1155 amino acids)
Biological process (GO): 7-methylguanosine RNA capping; 7-methylguanosine cap hypermethylation
Cellular component (GO): nucleus
Molecular function (GO): RNA cap trimethylguanosine synthase activity
Source: RefSeq, a predicted model, not a curated record